Molecule: messenger RNA, 904 nt
Organism: Triticum urartu
Lineage: Eukaryota; Viridiplantae; Streptophyta; Magnoliopsida; Poales; Poaceae
Product: auxin-responsive protein SAUR36
Biological process (GO): response to auxin
Source: RefSeq, a predicted model, not a curated record
AAAUGCCAGAGCCCCACUGCAGCCUGAAUCGCCUCACUAAGCAUCUAUUUAUACCCCACCUGAGCUCCCGCUACCUUCACAUCUCAAGCCACAAGGCAAAUGCAGGAAAUACAACACACAAACACAGGCACACAUCUAUCUAUCGAUCGAUCAUGGUGAGGCUAAUGGAGAUCUCCAAGAAAUGGCACGGCAGUGCUAGCAGCAAGGUCACCUCCCCUACCGCCGCCGCUGGUGCAGCGGCCACGGUGGCGUCGUGCCCGCGGGGCCAUUUCGCGGCCUACACCCGGGACGGCAGCCGGUUCUUCGUUCCCAUCGGCUGCCUCACCAGCGACACCUUCCGGGAGCUCCUCAACAUGGCCGAGGAGGAGUUUGGCAAACCUGGCGACCGCCCCAUCGUGCUGCCGUGCUCCGUGGCCUGCCUUGAGCAGAUCCUCGCCGACUUCCGGGCCACCUCCAAGAAGCACAACGGUGGCGGCAGGGCCAAGAUUUGGUAGAAGAAAUCCUGAUUCGAUUAAUUAAUUCCGCCGUUGAUCAUUGUUAAUUAGUGAGACCGAUCCAUCGAUGAUCAAUGGUCCCUUAAUUUUGGGAGCGUAGUUCCAUCAUGUCGAUUUUUUUUCCUUCCCUCCCGGCAAUGGUUUGUACUGUAUAUGCCAAUGCUCGUGUUUUCAGGAGGGUUGUUGUGGUUGUAAGUUGACAUGACGUAAGCAUCUAGCUAGCCAGCUAUCCAUCCUUUUUCUUAUUCUUUAUUUAAUUCCUCUCUUUUUUGUGUCUAUUGUUGAAAAUAUGUUCUAGAGACAAUCAUGCGGUUAUGUUAUUUCGUUAUGUAUUCGUGAGUUAUUUGUAUUAUCGUUGAACAUCAUCAUUGAUAUGUAUUAAUAAGUAUGUGGCUUGUUUAUGAUACUGG